UGGUUGUCAGCACAUCAGAGGGCAACAACAGCGCAAUUGGGGUUUAUACGAAAUAAAUACAGCUGGUGCAACCGAAAAAUCAAUAAGUCUUUCCAACUCAUACGUAAGCAAAGAUAACAGCUCGACAAAUGCGCAAUAUGUUGGCCCAGUCGAAAGCUUUUGGCAUGCUGCUUGGCUGCCUUGUUUUGCUAAUGGGCAGAGCCCAGGUGCACGCCUAUGACUCCAAGGACAGCAUCUUUGCUGAUGUCCUGUUGACCGAGCUGUUGAAUCGCAUGGAUAAUGACAUGCAGGUGGGUUACUACGAUGUGGAUAAUGAGGGCGACUUGGGAGUGGCGCCUGCUGCUGGAGCUGGUCUAGGCAAAGAUAAUGUGGAUCUGGUGUCGCGCUCCGAAUACGCCAGGCUUUGCAAUGGCGGCAGCGAUUGCUUGCUGCAGUCGGCCAAUACCAAUCCGUCGCUGCGCGAUCAAGAGUACCUGCAGCACAGCUCGCUGUGGGGACAUCAGUACGUGUCCGGUGGCAUGAGCGAGAUGCCCAAUAGGUACAAUACGAUUGUAAAGACCGAUGCCAGUCUGCCAGCCUACUGUAAUCCACCCAAUCCCUGUCCCGAGGGCUACGACAUUGAGCAGCAGGGCGGCAAUUGCAUCAGCGACUUUGAGAAUACGGCCAUCUAUAGUCGCGAAUUCCAGGCUGCACAGGACUGUACAUGCGACAGCGAGCACAUGUUCGACUGCGCUGAUCAGGAUAAUGCCGCAGGUGCCGGACCAGGCAACAGCGAUAUGAACUCGGCUGUGGAGAAAUUCCUAAUGCAUCAGUUUGGCAAUGAAAAUGGAUUGGAGAGCUCCAAUGGUGUGGUCAAGAAGACUGGCCAUUUGGCCGGCCUACGCAUGGAUGCCAUGCCCAAUCCCUUCCUACAGGUCGGCCCGGAUGAUCGUCUACCCAUUGCAGCUAAAAAGGGCAAUAUGCUCUUUCACUAAUCAGGCCACAAUGAACCAAACAUAUAUAUAUAUAUAUUUAUGCACUUACUGUUUGGACAUAUUUGUAGACAGUGUUCAUUUAUAAUAACUUAUCAAAGUCCUUUCUAAAUGUUAUCUCAUAUACAUAUAUAAAGCUCAUGGCAGCUUCCAAGGUACCAAAUAGAACAAUUAAUCAAUAAUAAAUUAUGGCUAGAAGCCAGCUACCAAAACAA
Molecule: messenger RNA, 1186 nt
Organism: Drosophila mojavensis
Lineage: Eukaryota; Metazoa; Arthropoda; Insecta; Diptera; Drosophilidae
Gene: 7B2
Exons: 2
Coding region: 129-974 (281 amino acids)
Biological process (GO): neuropeptide signaling pathway; regulation of hormone secretion
Cellular component (GO): secretory granule
Molecular function (GO): enzyme regulator activity
Source: RefSeq, a predicted model, not a curated record